UAGUAUUAAAAUAUUCAUAUACGUAAAAUCUAUCUUAACUCAAGGAAGGGUUAUAAAUCUGUUCAAGAUUUGAAGUGUAAUAAUUGAUGGACCAAAGUUUUCUUUGUAUAUAUCACUAUCAGCAAUCUGCAUGGAUAUCACGGAAUAAUCUUGAUGAAGAUUUUAAAAGUGCUCUACAUAUUGAGUGUGUUAGAAAUGGAAUCAAGGAUUAUUUAUAAAGGGAAAAUGCUUUCUUGGAAUUAUAAAGAUUGUUGACAAGCAGAUGGGAGAGAUGUAUUUUGCGCUUGAAAGGCCACCAGCUUUCACGCCUGAUGUGAAUUACAAAUCAACUAUAACCAAAAUCCCGGCAAGCUCCAAGUACAUGCAAUCUACGAUUGGAGAGUCGCCUGUUGCAAAUUCGCAGUGUGCGCGUGGUAAUACCCCUUUAACACCGAUGUAUGGUCUUGAUAAAACACUGUUCUUUCGUGGGGAUGGAAGCACAGUUGUACAAGCCAUGUGGUCAAGUUGUCCCUCCAAAUAUAUCUGGAGCAUGCGCUGUGAGAACUUUGUAUUUGGCAAGAGAAAAUGCCUGCUCAGUGAAACUUACUUUGGUGUUUACAUACAUGGCGAUAUGAAUGAUGCACCGAUGGAUGACAUAGUUCAAGACCUUUGCCGGGCUACUGGAAUCAGAUUUGGCAUGGAAAAUUUCAAAUGGUUCUUUUCAUUUGGUGAAAACACUCUCUGCUGAUACAUACAGGAACGGACAACGCCAACAGCAGCCACCGAAAUUGUCUUCGAGAAUGAAAGAAAAAAUCAACAAAAUGAUGUUGGAAACAACAAAAGUAUUAUAACUGGCUUCUACUUGUGCAAGCUCAAAAAACUGAUUUCUGCAAACGUGGAAAAAAUUAUGUCAGAAUGCUGUUAUGUAGUAAUCAUUUACAUUUAACAUUUUUCUUGAGUCAUCCAAUAAAAUUUGUUGUAGAAAAAAAGUCAUUGUCCGAACAAAAAAAAUCUUGAUAAGUUGAAGCACAUGGUCUUAUCCAAUACAUAAAUAACACCGUGGAUGACAUCACACGGUUUCUAGAAUAGGUAUGAUUGCUCAAUGACUCCGGACAAUUAUUUAUGUUUCAAUACAGAACUACUUUAAAUAAGCCAUUUUCAAUGUUCGAAAUUUGUGAAUUAUUACAUUUUGUUCCUUUUUUUUCCAACCUUUUGAGCAUAUCAUCUUCCGUAUCAAAUACAACAAGCAAAUUAUAGGAUAAAUGAUCCUUUGGUGAGACACAAGAACACGCAGAAACUACAACAACAGUGCAAUCUCUGUAGAGCAACACCCUUUGGGAGAGGGCCGCUCUGUAUUUCUUUUGAAACAGCGGCCUUAUGAUAUCAUCGAACUAUCUCAUUACUAAAAGCGAAGUGUCUUUGUUUAAAUAGAUUAUUUAUCCCCCCACCAAAGGUGAAGGGGAUAUUAGAAAUGCUCUCCGUCCGUGCGUCCGUCUGUCCGUCCGUCCGUCCGUGCGUCCGCAACGAUCUUUGUCCGGAGCAUAACUCCAAAAGUACUUGAGGGAUUUUCUUCAAACUUCAUACACUGAUAGAACACAUUGGGAGGAAGUGCAGUGUGCAAGAACAAUAACUCUACCUUGCCUAUUUUUUGAGUUAUUCCCCUUUAUCUUAUUUUCUUAAAAAAUUUUGUCCGGAGCAUAACUCCAAAAGUACUGGAGGGAUUUUCUUCAAACUUCAUACACUGAUAGAACACAUUGGGAGGAAGUGCAGUGUGCAAGAACAAUAACUCUACCUUGCCUAUUUUUUGAGUUAUUCCCCUUUAUCAUAUUUUCUUAAAACAUUUUGUCCGGAGCAUAACCCCAAAAGUACUGGAGGGAUUUUCUUCAAACUUCAUACACUGAUAGAACACAUUGGGAGGAAGUGCAGUGUGCAAGAACAAUAACUCUACCUUGCCUAUUUUUUGAGUUAUUCCCUUUUAUCAUAUUUUCUUAAAAAAAUUUGUCCGGAGCAUAUCUUCUUCAUGCAUGGAGGGAUUUUGAUAUAUCUUGGCACAAAUGUUUACCACCACGAGGCGGAGUGUCAUACGCAAGAACCAGGUCCCUAGGUCUAAGGUCAAGGUCACACUUAGAGGUCAAAGGAUACAAGAAUAAAAACCUUGUCCGGAGUAUUUCUUCUUCAUG
Mercenaria mercenaria is the source of this 2159-nucleotide messenger RNA. RefSeq lists its product as uncharacterized. Lineage: Eukaryota; Metazoa; Mollusca; Bivalvia; Venerida; Veneridae. The record is from RefSeq and is a predicted model, not a curated record. Bases 263 to 727 code for a protein of 154 amino acids. The transcript is spliced from 6 exons.